Trifolium pratense (red clover) is the source of this 2786-nucleotide messenger RNA. Its product is annotated as glycosyltransferase BC10-like. Gene Ontology annotation, molecular function: glycosyltransferase activity. NCBI's taxonomy places the organism in Eukaryota, Viridiplantae, Streptophyta, Magnoliopsida, Fabales, Fabaceae. The transcript is spliced from 2 exons. The coding region runs from base 286 to 1626 and encodes 446 amino acids. The record is from RefSeq and is a predicted model, not a curated record. Gene Ontology annotation, cellular component: membrane.
GAACAAUCAGAGACAGACAUCCAUUCAUCCAUCCCAAAAAGUAAAACAAAAUAAAACAAACAGAGAGAUCAUCGAUAAGCGACAAAAACACACACACACACACACUCUCCCGUUCGUGCGCGGUUGUAUUUUGAAUCCAUUCGAACGAACAUCUUUCUUUGGAUCCAUCCCCCGUGUAUAGUUACUGAUCUCUACGUACUUUUUUUACCCUAAUUAAUAAUUGGAUCCGGCGGCGGCAGCGGCAUUGUGUUGUUGUUGUUGUUGUGGUGAUUUAGAUUGAAUUGGAUGGCGAGAAUGCGAGGAGGAGGAGGAGGAGGAGGAGGUGAAGAGAGUGGAGGAGGAGGAGGAGAACAGAGAGAGAGAGAUCCGAAGCACUCUGGUUUGGUAAGAUUGGUACAAAUAGUAACGAUGUUGGUUGUUUUUGCUGGCGGUGUCGUCAUCGGUUUAACAACCACUUCUCACAUUCACUACUUCAAUACUAAUUAUAAUAAUAACAAUAACUACCUUCAUUUCAUUUCCCAACAACCUUCUUCCACUGCUGGUGUCUUCAAUCACAUUGAUGAUGAUAUUAUUGAUACCCUCCAACAACAACAACCCAACAACUGUAACUGUAAUUGUACAACUAAUAAUAAUAAUGAACCACCUCCAACUCCUUCACCUCUUCCGGUGGUGGUGGUGGAGGAGUAUGAAGAGGAUAUGUUGGAGUCUUUUGUUCAUCCAUCCAACAUCACCCACACCUUAUCUGACGACCAACUUUUCUGGAGGGCUUCCUUGGUUCCCACGAAACAUAACUACCCAUACGCUCGUGUACCCAAACUUGCUUUCAUGUUCCUUACUAGGGGACCUUUGCCCUUGUUGCCUCUCUGGGAGAGAUUCUUUCAAGGCCACUCCCAUCUCUUCAACAUUUAUAUCCACGCUCCUCCUGGUUACCUUCUCAACGUCUCUCAUUCUUCCCCAUUUUAUCGACGCAACAUUCCAAGUCAGGUUGUUUCCUGGGGAACAGUUACACUGGCCGAUGCUGAGAGGCGGCUUCUAGCAAAUGCACUGCUGGACUUUUCAAAUGAGCGAUUUGUUCUCCUCUCAGAGAGUUGCAUCCCUGUCUACAACUUCCCUACUGUUUACAGAUAUCUCAUUGAUUCUGCACACAGCUUUGUUGAGUCAUAUGAUGAUCCUUCCCGUUACGGUCGAGGCCGCUACAGCCGCAAUAUGCUACCUGAUAUUCAGCUUAAACACUGGCGCAAAGGCUCUCAAUGGUUUGAACUCAACCGUGCUCUCGCUGUUUAUAUAGUCUCUGACACCCAAUACUUUUCCCUCUUCCGUAAAUACUGUAAGCCUGCUUGCUACCCAGACGAACACUACAUUCCAACCUUCCUUAAUAUGUUCCAUGGUUCUCUUAAUUCAAACAGAACAGUCACAUGGGUCGACUGGUCAAUGCUUGGUCCUCAUCCGGCAACCUACGGGAGGGAUAAUAUAACCGUCAGUUUUAUACAGGCUAUAAGGAACAAUGGAUCCCUUUGUCGAUAUAACUCAGAUAUGACUUCCAUUUGUUACCUCUUUGCUCGCAAGUUUGAUCCCAGUGCAUUGGAGCCGUUGCUUAACCUCUCUUCAGAAGUCAUGAACUUUUAAUUUUCUCUAUUCAUUUAUAACUCGUUCUUUUAGUUGUAGUCCCUAGAUUGCGGUAGUGGAUUAUUUCACAACUUCAGUAACAAAUCAUUUUGCAUUGGUAGAGAUAUCUGUACAGGUAUUGUUAGAGAAUUUGGGUUCUCUGCUAGAGAUUAUCAUAUUCUUGCAGAAAUUAACUGCAUUUUAUUCCUUCCAAGAAGGAAUCUAUCAAUACAGAAAUUUUAUAUUUUCACCAACUCUCAAUUCCUUGUGGUUUUUUGGGUUAUAUCUUCAGUUUCCAAUACUGCCAGUACACAGUUAAAUGCACUCUGAGAAAUUAACAACUUUAAUCAUAUUGUGCUUUUCUGUGUGUGUGUGUGUGUGUUUGAUGAAGACGAGUAGAAUAGAAAAAGAAAAGAAAAACAAUAUGAAUUGUUUAUGACAGACAGCACAUGCUACUAUUACAUAUACCAUCCACGUUUAUUUAUACCUUAUAAUACAAAUAUCUCCAUUUUUUAAGAUUGGUGAAUCAUAACAAUGCUAAUAUAUCUUACGUUAAUCUAUCAGACUAAGGGUGAUUGUGUGGACUUCACAACUAUAAAACAACUUCACUGAAUGCUUAAAAUCCACUUCAUGGUUCAUAAACAACUUCAGGAACUUCAAAUAAGCUAAAUGACAGCACAUUCAUUUAUCAUUACUUUGGCAGUAUGUGCACCCGCCGGAACAUAAAACAAGGGAAAAGGCUGUAUGGGAACAAAAGGAUUGGGAACUGCUUUCUUGAAGGGAACCAAAAGACAAGACAACCCGCAAAUUUUUAAAAUAGAGAACAUGGAGAUCAAUCUGAAAAGGGAGUAAUUCUGUUUCUUCUUUUCUUUCUCUUUCUUUCUUUCUUUUCACGGCAGAUUUUUGGUAAAUGAGAAAAUAGAUGGGUGUGAUUUAUUUACAUAAACUUUAGGGAAGGUCACUGCAAUUUGCCUAUAACUAUUAAUAUGAAUAUAAACUUUAUGGAGAUCAAUCUGAAAAGGGAUUUUGUCUAAUAGUAAAUAGACAGACCAUGAAACCAAGUGUCCCCGGAUUCAAACCUCCAAACUAUAUUUCACUGUCGAUUUGGAUACUGUGGUACAUCAAACAAAACAUUUCAGCUGAACGGUUCCAACCCAAAGUAGCAAGAAAUAACACCGACA